AGACAUGCAUGUGAAGCAGAUGCAUAUGGAAUGCCUGGAGGAUGUUCACACAUCUGUCUUCUCAGCAGUAGUUACAAAACACAGAUUUGUCGCUGUAGGACUGGCUUCGUCUUGGGAAGUGAUGGCAGGUCAUGUAAAAAACCCAAGAAUGAGCUCUUCCUCUUUUAUGGAAAGGGACGCCCUGGAAUCAUUAAAGGAAUGGAUCUGAAUACUAAAGCAACAGAUGAAUUCAUGAUACAAAUAGAAAACCUUGUCAAUCCACGGGCUGUUGAUUUCCAUGCAGAAACAAGUUACAUUUACUUUGCAGAUACAACCAGCUUCUUAAUUGGAAGGCAGAAAAUCGAUGGUACAGGUCGAGAGACAAUUCUUAAAGAUGAUCUUGGUCACAUUGAAGGUAUUGCAGUGGACUGGAUUGGGCAUAAUCUGUUCUGGACAAAUGAUGGUCAAACCAAGACUAUCAAUGUUGCAAGACUGGAAAAAGCGUCUGAAAGCAGAAAAACUAUUUUGUCAGGAGAGAUGUGUCAUCCUCGAGCAAUUGUUGUAGAUCCGACAAAUGGGUGGCUAUACUGGACAGACUGGGAAGAAGAAGAAAUCGGAGACCGUACAGGCAGAAUUGAGAAAGCAUGGAUGGAUGGAAGAAAUCGUCAAAUAUUUGUGACAACUAGCAUGCUUUGGCCAAAUGGAUUGACUUUAGACAAUGCUGCCAGUGCAUUAUAUUGGUGUGAUGCUUACUAUGACCACAUUGAAAAAAUACACCUGGAUGGAAGUGGAAGAACGGUAGUCUACAAUGGAAAAGAACUCAACCACCCCUUUGGCUUAUCUCAUUACAAGAAUUUUAUAUACUGGACUGAUUAUAUGAAUGGCUCAAUUUUUCGGUUUGAGUUAAUUACAAAGAAUGUGACACUCAUACGAAGAGAAAGGCCUCCAUUAUUUGGGCUUCAGAUAUUUGAUGCACAGAAACAACAAGGUAGCAAUGCUUGUCGUACAAACAAUGGGGGAUGCAGUGUUCUCUGUCUUGCCAUUCCUGGAGGGAGGGUGUGUGCUUGUGCUGAUGACUAUCACUUGGAAAUCAACAACAGGACAUGUUCAGUAAGCCCGAGUGAAGUGAGGUUUCACAUCUGCAAACCAGAAGAAUUUCAGUGCAGAAAUCAUCAAUGUAUUUUGAAAAGGUGGAAGUGUGAUGGGGAUGAUGACUGUUUAGAUGGCAGUGAUGAGGACCCAGAGAUCUGCUCUGGUCACACUUGCCCUGCUAAUCACUUUAAGUGCCAGAAUAAUCGCUGUAUCCCAAAGAGAUGGCUUUGUGAUGGAGCCAAUGACUGCGGAAGUAAUGAAGAUGAAUCCAAUAAAACUUGUGCAGCAUGGACUUGUGAUGGACAUCAAUUUUCAUGUAACAAUGGUCGUUGUAUACCUUUAUCAUGGCUCUGUGAUAAAGAUAAUGACUGUGGUGAUGGAUCAGAUGAAUCAAGUUCAUGUGAUUUCCCAACAUGUGAGCCUCUAACCCAAUUUACCUGUAGAAAUGGGAGAUGCAUUAAUAAGAAGUGGCGGUGUGAUUCAGAUGAUGACUGUGGAGAUAAAAGCGAUGAGCUGUCUUGCUCUCAAACUUGUUCCCAUACUGAGUUUCAGUGCUCCAGUGGUAGGUGCAUACCAGAUGACUGGACAUGUGAUGGAGACAACGACUGUGAAGACUUCAGUGAUGAAUCUGCAGCUAACUGCACAGCAGAGUCUGCACACCCACCUGGUGAGUGCCAGACUGAAGAAUUCCAGUGCCAUUCUAGUGGGAACUGUGUCCCUGAUCACUGGCGUUGUGAUGGAGACAAAGACUGUGAGGAUGGUAGUGAUGAAAAGAGCUGCAAUGGAACUGUGAAGCCCUGUGAUCUCAAAACCAAAUUUGCCUGUAAAGACACUGGGAGAUGCAUAAGCAAGAUCUGGGUAUGUGAUGGUGAAAAAGAUUGCACAGAUAAUUCUGAUGAGUCCAGCUGUGAAGGUUAUGGUUGCAGAACACCGAAAUAUCCCUGUUCAAAUGACAGUUCUUUAUGCCUACUACCAGAUAAAAUCUGCAAUGGAAGAAAGGAUUGUGCAGAUGGCUCUGACGAAGGGGAGUACUGCGCUAAAUGUGCCCUCGGUAAUGGAGGCUGCAGCCAUCAGUGUACUGUCAUUCCAGGAAAAGGAACUAUCUGCUCCUGUCCACCUGGACUAUACCUAAAUUCAGAUAACAAAACCUGCAGCUCUAUUGAUUUAUGUGCCAAACAUCUCAAAUGUAGCCAAGUAUGUGAACAGCAAAAAAGUAAUGUCAAAUGUUCAUGCUACGAAGGAUGGAGAAUUAAUACAGAUGGAGAAAGCUGCAGUAGUACUGAUCCGUUUGACGCUUUCAUUAUUUUUUCCAUUCGUCAUGAAAUCAGAAGGAUAGAUCUUCACAAAAAUGACUACAGUUUAUUAGUUCCCGGUCUGAGAAAUACAAUUGCUCUUGAUUUUCAUUUUAAUCAGAGCUUACUAUAUUGGACAGAUGUUGUAGAAGAUAAGAUAUACAGAGGAAAAUUAUCAGAGGCUGGCGGUGUAAUGGGUAAUGAAAUUAUCAUCCAGCAUGGGCUCGCAACACCUGAAGGCUUAGCUGUAGACUGGAUUGCAAACAACAUUUAUUGGAUUGACAGUAACCUCGACCAAAUAGAAGUCGCUAAAUUAGAUGGAACAAUGAGAACAACAUUGAUAGCUGGAUCCAUGGAACAUCCCAGGGCAAUAGCACUGGAUCCUAGAUUUGGCCUUCUCUUUUGGACGGACUGGGAUGCUAACUUUCCUCGUAUAGAAUCAGCCUCUAUGAGUGGAUCAAGAAGGCAAAUAAUUUACAAAGAUAUGGAAACCGGAGCCUGGCCUAAUGGACUCACUGUAGACCAUCUUGAAAAUCGGAUAGUAUGGACUGAUGCAAGGUCUGAUGCACUGUAUUCUGCUUUGUACGAUGGCUCUGACAUGAUAGAGAUAAUACGUGGACACGAAUACCUGUCCCAUCCCUUUGCAGUUUCUCUUUAUGGUGGUGAGGUGUACUGGACAGACUGGAGGAGUAACACCCUGACAAAAGCCAACAAGUGGACUGGUCAGAAUGUGACCGUGAUACAGAAAACUACCGCACAACCCUUUGAUCUUCAAAUAUACCACCCGAGUCGACAGCCACAGGCUCCAAAUCCAUGUGCAGCUAAUAGUGGAAGGGGUCCAUGCUCUCACCUGUGUCUUAUUGGCCACAACAGAUCUGCUGUCUGUGCUUGUCCACAUCUUAUGAAACUUGCUCCUCAAAGGAAUUCCUGCUAUGCAAUGAAAAGAUUUCUUCUAUAUGCAAGACAUUCGGAGAUCCGUGGCGUGGAUAUAAGCAACCCUUACUUUAACUUCAUCACAGCGUUCACUGUUCCUGAUGUCGAUGAAGUGACUAUAGUUGAUUUUCAUGCUGAUAAAGAGCGCAUCUAUUGGGCUGAUGUGAAAACCCAGACUAUAAAACGUGCCUUCAUUAAUGGAACCAGCUUAGAAACUAUCAUCUCGGGAGAAAUCCUUCUUGGUCAAGGACUUGCUGUUGACUGGAUAUCAAAAAAUUUAUACUGGAUAAGUUCAGAAUAUGAUGAAACACAGAUAAAUGUUGCAAGACUUGAUGGGUCAUUGAAAACAUCAAUUAUUCAUGCAAUUGAUAAGCCACACGGUCUUGUCAUUCAUCCUGUGAAAGGAAAACUAUAUUGGACAGAUGGUAAUACUAUAAAUAUGGCAAACAUGGAUGGAAGCAACAGCAAAAUUCUUUUCCAGCAUCAGAAAGAUCCAGUUGGACUAUCAAUAGAUUAUCAGGAAGACAAGUUAUACUGGAUCAGUUCAAGAAAUGGAACUAUAAAUAGAUGUAGCUUGGAUGGUAGCAACCUAGAAGUAAUAGAGUCUUUAAAGGAGGAAUUAACAAAAGCUACAGCCUUGGCCAUUAUGGGUGAGAAACUGUGGUGGGCUGAUCAGAACUCUGCUCAAAUGGGUACAUGCAACAAGAAGGAUGGAAAAAGGCCUCUGGUGUUAAGAAACAAAACAUCAGGAAUUGUUCAUAUAAAAGUAUAUGACAAAGACAAUCAGCAAGGAACAAAUCGUUGUACAGUGAACAAUGGCGACUGCACCCAGCUGUGUUUGCCAACAUCUGAAGUUUCUAGAACAUGUCUGUGUACUGUCGGAUACAAUCUCAAGAGAGAUCGCAAGUCCUGUCAAGGUGUUGAAUCUUUUGUCAUGUAUUCAGUACAUGAAGGCAUAAGAGGAGUAUCCCUAGACCCCAGUGACAGGAUGGAUACAUUAAUGCCUAUAUCUGGUACUUCAUUUGCAGUUGGCAUUGACUUCCAUGCAGGAAAUGACACGAUCUACUGGACUGAUAUGGGUCUCAAUAAAAUUAGUAGAGCAAAGCGAGAUCAAACCUGGAAGGACUAUAUAGUCACAAAUGGCUUAGGACGGGUAGAAGGCAUAGCAGUUGACUGGAUUGCUGGUAAUCUAUAUUGGACAGACCAUGGAUUCAAUCUAAUAGAGGUUGCGAGACUAAACGGCUCUUUUCGAUAUGUGGUUAUAUCUCAAGGUCUGGACCACCCAAGAGCAAUAGCAGUACACCCAGAAAAAGGUUACAUGUUUUGGACAGAAUGGGGACAGAAUCCAUGCAUUUGUAAGGCCUACCUAGAUGGCUCAGGGAAAGUUGUCCUUGUGAAUACAGGCAUUGCUUGGCCAAAUGGCAUCUCAGUUGAUUAUGAGGAAAACAAAUUAUACUGGUGUGAUGCUCGCACUGACAAGAUAGAAAGGAUCGACCUUGAAAGUGGAGGGAGCCGGGAGAUUAUCUUGUCAGGGAACAAUGUGGAUAUGUUUUCAGUUGCAGUCUUUGGGGCUUACAUCUACUGGUCUGACAGGGCACAUGCAAAUGGAUCCAUUAGAAGGGGUCACAAGAACGAUGCCUCAGAUGCCUUGUCCAUCAGAACAGGUCUUGGAAUAAACUUGAAAGAUGUAAAGGUAUUUAACAGAGUCAGAGAAAAAGGAACAAACAUUUGUGCCAAGAAUAAUGGUGGUUGUUGGCAGCUUUGUUUCUACCAAGGGACCAGACAAAGGAAAUGUGCAUGUGCUCAUGGUUAUCUUGCAGAGGAUGGAGUCACCUGUCUCAGAUAUGAAGGUUACCUAUUGUAUUCUGAAAGAACUAUAUUAAAAAGUAUCCAUCUUUCAGAUGAGGCAAAUUUAAAUUCACCCAUAAGACCAUAUGAAAAUCCUGAUUAUUUUAAAAAUGUAAUAGCACUGGCUUUUGACUACAGCCAGAGGAUGAAGGGGACAAACAGAAUAUUUUACAGUGAUGUUCAUUAUGGAAACAUUCAAGUUAUUAAUGAUGACUGGACUGACAGAAAAGUCAUUGCUGAGGGUGUGGGAUCUGUGGAAGGCCUUGCUUACCAUAGGAAAUGGGAUACAUUAUACUGGACCAGCUCGACAACUUCAACAAUAACUAGACAUUCCAUUGACCAGAGCAGACAAGGAGCUUUUACUAGACAAGCUGUGAUCACCAUGUCUGAAGAGGAUCACCCUCAUGUGCUUGCAUUAGACGAAUGCCAAAACCUAAUGUUCUGGACCAACUGGAAUGAGCAGCUUCCCAGUAUUAUGAGGUCAUCCCUUUCUGGAAAUAACAUACAAGUCAUAAUCAGUGCUGACAUCAUCACGCCAAAUGGACUCACAAUAGAUCAUAAAGCAGAAAAGCUUUACUUCUCUGAUGGAAGCCUAGGAAAGAUUGAACGAUGUGAAUAUGAUGGAUCACAAAGACAUGUUAUUGUGAAAUCUAGGCCUGGAACAUUCUUUGGCCUAGCUGUUUACGGAGACUAUAUCUUCUGGUCGGACUGGGUGAGAAGAGCGGUGCUGAGAGCCAGUAAAUAUACAGGAGGAGAAGUAAAGGUUCUGCGUGCUGAUAUACCUCAUCAGCCGAUGGGAAUUAUUGCUGUAGCGAAUGACACAAACAGCUGUGAACUCUCUCCAUGUGCUGUGAAGAAUGGAGGAUGCCAGGACUUGUGUCUUCUCACUGCUGAUGGUCAAGUGAAUUGCUCUUGUCGAGGAAAUCAAAUCCUGCUAGACAGCAACAGAUGUGUUGUGCAAAAUUCCUCUUGCAACUUGUAUACCGAGUUUGAAUGUGGAAAUGGAGAGUGCAUUGACUACCACUUGACAUGUGAUGGAGUACAUCAUUGCAAAGACAAGUCUGAUGAGAAACAUUCCCUGUGUGACAACAGAAAAUGCAGAGAUGGAUUUAAACGCUGUUUCAAUCAACGAUGUGUUGAGGACAACAAAUUCUGUGAUGGCAUAAAUGACUGUGGCGAUAAUGCCGAUGAGGCCCUUUGUAAUAGUGUUUCAUGUGGCUCAUCAGAAUUUUCAUGCAUGAACAGGAGCUGUAUCCCCAAAUCAGCAUGGUGUAACCAAAUUAUUGACUGUGAAGAUGCAUCUGAUGAAAAGAAUUGCAAUAUUGCAAGCUGCAUUUAUUUUUACAAACUGGGAGUUAAAGCUACUGGACUUAUCAGCUGUAAUACUACCUCUCUGUGUAUACUUCCCAGCUGGAUAUGUGAUGGCAUUAAUGACUGUGGAGACCAUUCAGAUGAACUAAACUGUCAAGGUCCACAUAAACGGAAAUGUGAAGGGAAUUUCUUUGCAUGUCCCAGUGGAAGAUGUAUUUCAAAUGCUUGGCUAUGUGAUGGUCAAAAUGACUGUGAAGAUGGAGCUGAUGAAAAACAUUGUGAGUCAUCCUGUGAAUGGAAUCAGUUUGCAUGCUUUAAUCAAAAGUGCAUCUCCAAACAGUGGCUAUGUGAUGGAGAGGAUGACUGUGGAGACGGCACUGAUGAAAAUGAAAGAAUCUGUGGUUCCAUUACAUGUACCCAUGAUGCUUUCCAGUGCACGGAGUCAUAUGCUUGUGUCCCGAGAAAAUUUCUUUGUGAUGCAGAGAGAGACUGUCCAAAUGGAAGUGAUGAACUCUCUACAGCUGGUUGUGGGCCCAAAACCACUUGUGAUGAAAAUUCAUUUCAAUGCCAUAACAAAAUCUGUAUUCCAAAGCAAUACGUAUGUGAUCAUGAUGAUGACUGCGGCGAUGGAUCAGAUGAGUCACCAGAAUGUGAAUAUCCAACUUGUGGUCCAGAAAAAUUCCAUUGUAUGAAUGAGCGAUGUCUUUUAAAUCGCCAUUGGGAAUGUGAUGGUGACACUGAUUGCUCUGAUGGAUCUGAUGAAGCUCCUAUAAAUCCAAGGUGCAAAAUCUCAGAGCAAAUGUGCAACAACUCAUUUUUCUUAUGCAAGAAUGGUAGAUGCAUUUCAGGAAAAACUGUCUGUGACAGCAAAGAUGACUGUGGAGAUGGUUCUGAUGAAAUACUAUGCUUUGUAAAUGAAUGUCUAAAUAGAGAAAAAAGUGGUUGUACUCAGGACUGUCAAGAUCUUCCAGUGGGAUACAAGUGCACAUGCUGGUCUGGAUUUCAGCUGAAAGAUGAUGGUAAAACGUGUGUAGACAUUGAUGAAUGUUCAUCUGGCUUUCCCUGUAGCCAGCAAUGCAUCAACACAUAUGGAACCUACAAGUGCCUUUGUGCAGACGGGUAUGAAAUUUAUGCUGAGAAUCCAAACAGCUGCAAAUCUCUGUCAGAUGAGGAGCCUUUCAUAAUUCUUGCAGACCAUCAUGAAAUACGAAAGAUUAGCACUGAUGGAUUGAACUACACUUUGCUGAAACAGGGCUUAAAUAAUGUUCUUGCAGUAGAUUUUCAUUACAAAAAGGAUUUUAUUUACUGGAUUGAUUCCAGUAGACCGAAUGGCAGCAGAAUUUAUAGAAUGAACAUGAAUGGAAGUGACCUAAAGGUGGUUCACAGCACAGCUGUUCCCAGUGCGCUAGCAGUUGAUUGGAUUGGAAAUAAUUUGUAUUGGUCUGAUAUAGAGAAGAGAACUAUAGAAGUUUCUAAACUAAAUGGUCUAUAUCCAACAGUUCUUAUCAGCCAAGGCUUAAAGUUUCCUAGAAAUAUCGCUUUAGAUCCACAAAAUGGGUUUUUAUUCUGGAUUGACUGUUGUGAGAAUCCUAAUAUUGCACGGGCAGGUAUGGAUGGCAGCCAUCGUACAGUGCUUGUUAACACCAUGCUCAGUAGACCAACUGCCCUUUCAGUGGAUUUUAUCAACAAGCGAUUGUACUGGUCUGAUGAAAAUCAUAUCAUGUUUGCAGACAUAAAUGGCUCUAGAAGAUAUAAACUCCCUAAUGAAGAUAUUCCAGGAGUGAUUGCACUAACGUUGUUUGAAGACUUCAUCUACUGGACAGAUGGGAAAACAAAGGCACUCUACCGUGCUCACAAAACGUCUGGAGAUGCCAAAGUGACACUCAUUAAUUCAUGGCAUACUAUUACCCAUCUCCAAGUGUACCAUUCCUACAGACAACCUGAAGUGCCUACACAUCAUUGUAUGCUGAACAAUGGUGGUUGCAGUCACCUGUGCCUUCUCUCCCCUGGUGGAGGAUAUACCUGUGCCUGUCCAACAAAUUUCUACCUCACUGUAGACAACAAAACGUGCUUAUCAAACUGUUCUGCAAGUCAGUUUCGUUGUAAAACUGAUAAAUGCAUUCCAUUCUGGUGGAGGUGCGACACCGUUGAUGACUGUGGCGAUGGUUCUGAUGAACCUUAUGAUUGUCCUGAAUUUAGAUGUCAGCCAGGGCGGUUCCAGUGUGGAUCCGGACUGUGUGUUCUUCCAGCUUUUCUUUGUGAUGGAGAAAAUGACUGUGCUGAUAAUUCUGAUGAGCUCAACUGUGACACCCAUGUUUGCUUGCCAAGUCAGUUCAAAUGCACAAGAACACAGAAGUGUAUCUCUAUGUACUUAAGAUGCAAUGGGCAAGAAGACUGUGGAGACGGGGAGGACGAAUCAGACUGUCCUGAGAACACCUGCUCACAAGACCAGUUCCAAUGCCACAGUACAAAGCACUGCAUUUCUAAAUUAUGGGUUUGUGACAUGGACCCAGACUGUGCAGAUGGAUCAGAUGAAAUUAACUGUGAUGAAAAGACCUGUGGACCACUGGAGUUCCAGUGUAAAAACAGCAACUGUAUUCCAGAUCACUGGAGAUGUGAUAGUCAGAAUGACUGUGGUGAUAGCUCAGAUGAAGAGAACUGUAAACCACAGACAUGUUCAGUGAAAGAUUUCAGAUGUGCAAAUGGAAACUGCAUUGCUGCAAGAUUCCAUUGUGAUGGAGAUUAUGACUGUGUCGAUGGCUCGGAUGAGAGACAGUGUGAAGUAAAGUGUUCUAAAGACCAGUUUCAGUGUUCAACUGGUCAGUGCAUACCAUCUAAAUGGAGAUGUGAUGGACAGGAGGACUGCAAGCUGGGUGAAGAUGAAAAGAACUGUGACUCAGAAACUCCAACGUGCUCUUCAAGUGAAUAUGUCUGCACAAGCGGUGGAUGUAUUUCAGCAAGCUUAAAAUGUAACGGUGAUUAUGACUGCAUCGAUGGGUCAGAUGAGAACGAUUGUGUGACAGAGUGCAGUGAAGAUCAGUUCCGUUGUCAGAACAAAGCUCGCUGUAUUCCAAUCAGAUGGCUGUGUGAUGGUAUCAGUGACUGCAUAGAUAACAGCGAUGAGGAUGUCUGUAGUAAAGGGCAUUAUUUAUGCAAAUCAGAUGAAUUUCUUUGUAAUAACACACUAUGCAAACUUCAUUUUUGGGUGUGUGAUGGAGAAGAUGACUGUGGAGAUAACUCAGAUGAAGAUCAUAAUAUGUGCGCGAAGUUCCCAUGCCCACCCACAAGGCGAUUUAGGUGUAGAAACAACAGGAUUUGCUUGCCUCCUGAACAAAUUUGUAAUGAGGUGGAUGACUGUGGAGAUGGUUCCGAUGAAGAAUACUGUGAAAAAUUGAUAAAUACCUCAAAACCUUGUGGAAAGGAGGAGAUCGCAUGUAAAAAUGGAAAGUGCAUACCAGCAGUGCUUCAGUGCGAUCUUUUUGAUGACUGCGGAGAUGGGGGAUCAGAUGAAAUAGACUGCAAAAUGCUGCCUGCUAUGCAUUCAUGUGAUGGUGGAGUGAAUCCUUGUGGAGAUGACACUAUUUGUAGUCAAUCUCGAACUGCAAUAAUCUGCAAGUGUAUGGAUGGAUUUGUACGAAACUGGAAGACAAGGCAAUGCGAAGAUAUUGAUGAAUGCCAAGCGUAUGGUGCCUGUUCCCAGUUUUGCACAAACACUAAAGGCUCCUAUAAGUGCACAUGUGGUCAAAAUUUUCUCCAGUUUCAAAACAGCUGUAUCUCUAAAGGAUCAGAAGGUCAGAUUCUGUAUGUUGCCAAUGAUACAGCGAUUUGUGGUUUUCUAUAUCCAUUCAAUGACACUGAAAAUUAUUAUCGGGUAUCCCAUAUGGAAGACAAUUCAAGGAUAACAGGAAUUGAUAUGUAUUCUCAGGGAAAUAUGCUCAUCUGGAGUACACAGUUUAAUCCAGGAGGACUUUUCUAUAAAAUGUUUGCCAGUAGAUUCCAAAGACACACUGAAGGUGGUGUUAUUUGUCCUGAGUUUAAAAGACCAAGAGAUGUUUCAGUUGACUGGAUUGCUGGAAAUAUUUACUGGACAGACCACUCAAGAAUGCACUGGUUCAGUUAUUAUACAACUCACUGGACUAGUUUAAGGUACUCUAUAAAUGUAGGCCAACUAAAUGGAGCAAACUGCACAAGACUGCUAACGAACAUAGCUGGCGAACCACAUGCAAUAGUGGUAAAUCCUCUUAAAGGGAUGAUGUACUGGACAGUUAUUGGGGACCAUUCUCAUAUAGAAGAAGCAGCCAUGGAUGGCACUCAAAGAAGAAUAUUAGUUCAGAAGAAUUUAAGAAGACCUACAGGGCUUGCAAUUGAUUAUUUCAACCAGCGACUCUACUGGGCAGAUUCAGAGCUCUCUGUUAUUGGUUCUGUUCACUUUGAUGGCUCAAAUGCUGUCAUAGCUAUAACCAGUAAGCAUGGAUUGUUGCAGCCACAUAGGAUAGAUAUCUUUGAAGAGUACAUUUACGGAGUCAGUCUAAAGGCUGGAGCGUUCAAAGUGCCAAAAUUUGGAACACAAACAUUGGAAUAUAUGGAUUUUGGCAUUGAGAAACCAAAGAAUAUACUUAUCUUCCAUCACUAUAAGCAACAGAACAUAACAAAUCCUUGUAGUAACAUGAACUGUGAAUACCUCUGCUUGUUGAAUCCAACUGGUGGAACUUGUUCCUGUCCGGAAGGAAGGGUGAUGUUUAAUGGGACUUGCUUGGAUAUGGCCAUUUCAGAUGAAACAUGCAGAAUGAAUUGUGAAAAUGGGGGGCGGUGCAUUAUAAACGAGAAGGGAGAUCUUCGUUGCUACUGCUGGCCCAGUUUUUCAGGCGAAAGAUGUGAAAUCAACCACUGUAAAAACUACUGCCAGAAUGGAGGGACCUGUACUGGAUCUGCCUUAGGAAGACCUACCUGUCGUUGUACUGUAGGGUUCACAGGGCCAAAUUGUGGGCAGAGAGCCUGUGAAGAUUUCUGUCAGAAUGGAGGCAUCUGUAGUAUAACUUCUGGAAAUCAAGCUCACUGCCAUUGCCAAUCCAACUACACCGGGGACAGGUGUCAGUACUACAUUUGUGACCAUUAUUGUAUGAAUGCAAAGUCCUGCACUGUUGUUGAACGUAACGUUGAAUGUAACUGCCCUCCACGGUAUGAAGGAUCAAAAUGUGAAAUAGAUAAAUGUCUAAGAUGCCACGGAGGACAGUGUAUCAUAGAUGUGGUGAACAAUGAUGUGUCUUGCAAUUGCACAAAUGGAAAAGUUGCUCCAAGUUGUCAGUUAUGUGAUGGCUACUGUUAUAGUGGAGGAACAUGUCAACUGGACUCAGACACUAGUUUGCCUGUCUGUUUGUGUUCAGCCAACUGGUCAGGCAAGCAGUGUGAGAGGCCGGCUCCAAAGAGUAGUAAGUCUGAUAAUGCAAGUGCAAGAAGCAUAGCAAUCAUUGUUCCUCUUAUUCUGUUGGUAAUCCUGGUUACAACAUUAGCAGUGAGCGUGCUUCUUUGUAAAAGAAGAAGAAGGACAAAACAAGUGCAAAGGCAGCCUAUAACAAAUGGAGGAAUGAAUGUUGAAAUUGGAAACCCUUCAUAUAACAUGUAUGAAGUGAGACCAGAUCAUAGUGAUGGGAACCUUGUCAAUUCAGAUUUUCCCCUGGAUCCAAGCAAGCUUUCUGGAUCAUGCAACAGAAUGUCGAGUGGUCAUGAAGUAUUUCAUCGGACACCUUGCAGAUAUCCCUGGGUCAGAUGCAAAAAUCCUACAUUAUGCCAUUCACAUGAUGGGUUACAGCACCAUGAAGACAUGCUGUCUACAAAUUACUCAAAUCCAAUGUAUGCACAGUUGUACCUGGAUGGGCAAAAUUGUCGAAAUGUUUUAACCAGUGCUGAAGAAAGGAAAGAACUUCUUCCAAAGAAAUUAGAAGCUGGGAUAAAGGAAACCAGGGCAUAGACUGCCUAUAAUUUUUUUAUAUAUUCUGUAUAAAUGUAAAAAAGAUAAGGAUUACUUUUCUAUGUACCAGCAGUAACUGUUUUGGCAUCAGCGUUACCUCUGUUUUUUGUGCUGAUGACAACUGACUGAACAUUUGUAUGGUAUUUUUUAUGAAAAAUAAAAACUGCACUACAACAUAAUUAAAAAUCAAAGCUGCUGAUCAUAUAUACCCUUCAUACAUCUGAUACAAAUUAUGAAUACAUUUCAGAGUAUUAUUAAAAAGAAACAUAUUUUGAAUCACCACUUUUGCUUCUGUUUUACUUGAGAUAUGCUGCUUAUGCACUAGUCUGUAUUAAAUAUUAAAGCUGUAGUAUUUUCCUUCAUUUAUAUUUAAGAGUUAUGCGAUAAACAGACAACCAAAAAUUUUGCAUCUGUUUCUGUGCACACAUCCUUGCAUAGGCCUAUGCACAAAUGGGGAUGUGUGUUUGUAUGUAUGUGAGUUGUUGAGGGAAAUGUUAUAGCAUCAUUCUUAGCUCUGCCUUGUAGUUUACAUUUGCCAUUUCAGCACAAUAUUUACAUGUCGUGCCAGAACUGCCAGAACUGCUCCUAUGAUUUCACAUAUUCUGCCUAAACUGAAGUGCAGGAUUAUGGUUGUGAAUCUGUAUCAUUCAUGAAUAAAGGAGAUUAUACUGUUUUUAAAUAUCAGUAAACUUGCAGAUAGAUGAGACACCAAUUUUGCACUUUACCACUUGUUCUGGCUGUUGCUAUUUUCCUAGUCUUUCUUUACUUGUAACUGUCAAUGAUAUUUACAGAAAUAUAGAAUGUUACGAUUUGACAUUCAUUACAAGUAGCAACAGUAUUUUAGAAAUUAAGUAUUUUGUGACCUGUUUUAUUCUGGAUCUUUUAUCCAAGAAAGUGAAUUACUCUUGUCUCAGCAUUUUUAUAAAUAUUCCUUAAGCCGCUGAGGUACAUACCAGCAGCAGCAUCUCUGAAUGAAAUAUAUUUUAACUAAGUAGAACAAUUUGGAAGAGGGAAUGUUGCUCCCCUAGUAUUAAUCUUUCUAGAGUUAAAUAUAAAAUUUGACUCAAUCACCCAGUCAUGACUUUUAAUAUCGGUCCAGUUAUACUAAGUGAGAAAAUAUGCAGAUCAUAUUUACUGCUCAGUUUUCAUGUGUAUGAUGCAUUAUUUAAAUAUGUUAUUGCCUUAAUGGUUUGAAGAAACAUAUGUAUUAGAAAUGCUGAAUUUAAGAAAUAAAAACAAAACUUAGAGGUUACUGACAAUUCGGCUUUUUGCCAGUAUGUCAUACAAAAUAAAAUUAAUAGUUUUAUCUUACUGUACUCUUUUUACCAAUACUAUUAUAUGUUUUUUAUGAUACAGUCAUGCGUUUGUGUCAACUGGUAAAAACAGUGAAUUUAAUGAAAACAGCAGUGAAAUUGUAAAAAUAAUGGAAUUAAUUUAGUUUCUUUAAGGACAUAAAGCCAAUUGUAGAGGUAGAUUAUGGCAACUUCUAAUAUCUGGUGCAGCAUGGGCAGUUUUCUUUAAUUGUUAUAUAAAUGAAUCAGUAAGAGUGCAAUCAUCCUGGGGAUUGUCCUUUUUUAUUAACAGUUUGGUUAAUACAUUUAAAAUAUGUUGUAUAGACCCCAACAAAAUGCCAAAAAAUGUUGCCAAAUCAUAGACCCUAAAUUGCAAAUCCAACAAGUACAAAAAUAAAGUAUGAUUUUGAAAGUAAAAGUACAUUCUGAAACUUGGUAUGCUGCCAUUAAAGAUUUUUACAGGGGGAUUUAACCCAUGUACUGUCCACACGUGGCCUGUUUCCACACACUUGCUACACAUAGAUCUCUCUUUCUCUCUCUCUCUCUCUCUCUCCCCCUCUUGCAUACACAACACACUGAGAUCAGUUUACUUUUCAUUAGGGGAAAUAUUCCAAAGUACUUAAAACAUAGUACAUAUAGUUCCUUUCUUACAAUAUGUCUGAAUGCUUAGAGGAUCAAAUUUGUGGUCCUUUCGUUUGUCAAUGGACGGUUGGUUGAUUGAUGAUCAAAGCAACUAACCUAAAAAAUUGCCAGAGUCCUGUCAAAACUCUAAGAACAGUGGGCGAGUAAGAGCUUAGUUUUCCUUUCUCUCUUAUGUACAAGUUUACAAUAACUCUGAAUAGAUAAUCUAAGGAGAGACGGAGAUAGCAAGAAAAAUGCAACUCUUACUUUCUCCCUCUUUUUGUGAGUUUUACUACCAUAACAGAAUGCUGGCAUUUUUUUUUUUAGAUUUGACAUUCUGAAUGCCAUUCUCUUAUCUGAUAACAAAAAGGCUCCUCAAAUAUAUAACUAAGAUACCAGUAUUUUUUGAUCAUAGUACUGUUUCUCGGUUUUUGAAGCCUUUUUAUUUCUUUACAGUAUUUUUUCAGAAUGUUAGCAUCAUUUUAUGAUUAAUUUUCAUGCAGUUUUAAUUAUUAUGUUGUUUAAUAUAUAAAAUACUACAGCUUUAAUAAUCAGUAUGUUAAUAAUCUUCACCAACACAAUUAUUCUAACUUUUGUUUCAUCUAGGAGGCAUAAACGAAUACUUAAAUUUAGAAGGGCUUUUUGUUAUUUUUGAAAUACACCUUUAGCAGUUACAGUACAGUAUCAGAUAAGCUAACAGUUUGUUAUUGCCAUCAGAUUUCGUUGAAACACUUUAAAACAGCUGUGUCUGUUUCCUAAGCAGUGCCCUUAUCUACUUGCAUGCAGACUACCUGUUUAAAAUGUUGCCAUACUGAGGCCUUCAUCAGUUAUCAGUUUAUGUACUACUAGUGCAAUUUGCUUGGAUAAUGGGAUGCAUAUCUUACACUCCUUUCAAUUGCUUUGUUCAGUACACUUUUUUAAAUUGAACAGUAUUUUUCAGUUUUGGUUAUAAUAGUCAUUUUUGCCUAUGUUUCUACAAUGAAGUGUUGAAUACUUUAUUAAAAAAAUGGUGACAAAAAAUUA
Messenger RNA from Protopterus annectens (West African lungfish), 15359 nucleotides. RefSeq names its product LDL receptor related protein 1B (gene LRP1B). The transcript has 85 exons. The annotation marks the transcript as partial. Gene Ontology annotation, molecular function: protein binding; calcium ion binding. Lineage: Eukaryota; Metazoa; Chordata; Ceratodontiformes; Protopteridae. The record is from RefSeq and is a predicted model, not a curated record.